Messenger RNA from Colletotrichum truncatum, 585 nucleotides. RefSeq lists its product as uncharacterized. Lineage: Eukaryota; Fungi; Ascomycota; Sordariomycetes; Glomerellales; Glomerellaceae. The record is from RefSeq and is a predicted model, not a curated record.
AUGUCCUUCGCCAGAGCUACUUCCCUGAGUUCCGCGCUCCGAUUCUCGGCACGCCGGACGAUCCGUCCCCAAUUCCGUCCCCAGUUUGCCCAGAGGACCUACGCCAGCCAACAUGGCGCUGCGAAGGCCCAGAGCGAGCUCCCUCUUGCCCUCGCUUCCGCAUUUGUGACUGUUGCUGGUCUGGCAGUGAUCCUGCCGUGGGGUGAGAAGCCCAAGGGCCACGACGCGCACGCCAAGCACGAGGAAAAGCACGAAGAGCCCGAGAAGACUGAGGAGUCUAAGGAGGAGGAGGCCAAACCUGAGGAGAAGUCCGACGAGAAGCCCAAGGAGGAGCCUAAGGAGGAACCCAAGGAGGAGAAGAAGGAGGAGCAGCCCCAGGAGGAGAAGAAGGAAGAAAAGAAGUCUGACGAGUCUGCCGAGGAGAAGCCUAAGGAAGAGGAAUCCAAGCCCGAGGAAAAGAAGGAGGAGAAAUCUGAGGACAAGCCUGAAGAGCCCAAGGAGGAGAAGAAGAGCGACGACAGCAACGAUGACAAGAAGGAGGAGAGCAAGACCGAGGACAAACCCGAGGAGAAGAAGGACAACUAA